Ipomoea nil (Japanese morning glory) is the source of this 2440-nucleotide messenger RNA. Its product is annotated as putative late blight resistance protein homolog R1A-10. Gene Ontology annotation, molecular function: ADP binding; alpha-tubulin binding. The record is from RefSeq and is a predicted model, not a curated record. Gene Ontology annotation, biological process: protein folding. Bases 128 to 2440 code for a protein of 770 amino acids. The transcript is spliced from 6 exons. NCBI's taxonomy places the organism in Eukaryota, Viridiplantae, Streptophyta, Magnoliopsida, Solanales, Convolvulaceae.
UCAAAAGUGGAUACUCAACAGCGGAGAAAGAGAAAUAGUGUAUAUCAGAUCAGAUCACUGUCAGUUUACAAACAUAAUCACAAACUAAAAGAAGAAAUAAGAUACAGCAGAUGGAGGAAAAUAAGAUAUGGCCUGGUUCGCCGUGACUUCACUGAUGCGAACGGUAGAGCUUCAGUUCUUACCACCCAACCCACAUGUCGUUCUUGACGACACAAACGCAGCGGAAGCACUCCAUGGAAGGCUACGUGAGUUGGUUGAGUUUCUUGAGAAAUCUGAGAAUCAAUUCAACGCUGAUGAAGACGUGCCGAUGCAAGACUGGAAAGCAAGGCUUAAAGAUGUUGCCCUGAGAAUAGAAGAUGAAAUUGAAUCCAAAGUAAUUGAGAGUUGUAGCCAAAGGCAGAGUACGAGUACUCUUGCUAAAAGCUCUCAUUACAUCUUGGGAAAUGCAAUUGAAGAGUUGACAAAUUCCGUGAGGGAAGAAUAUUCGCAAAUGAGAGGUAUUCUUUCAUCGAGGGAAAGGAUUGAAAGUAGUAGUAGUAGUUCCUCCCUUCACACAGCCUUAGAGCUUCAGAGCACAAUGGUAGGGCGCACUGCUGAGUUGGAACGUAUCAAACGGUUACUCCUUGAUGACAAAUCUCAAGAAAGACUGGUUAUACCAAUCGUUGGCAUGGCGGGAAUAGGUAAGACAACUUUUGCUCCAAGCUUGUACCAAGAUCCAUUAGUUAUAUCUCAUUUUGAUGUUCUUGCCUGGGCAACUAUGUCUACAUCUGCAACAUAUGACGGACGUAGAAUGCUUCGUGAGCUUUUGUUGUGUAUUGAGCCAAAACAGAAAGAAUUCAUCCAUCAAGUCAACGACGACCUACCUAACCUAGUACGCCAACAGUUACUUGGUCAGAGGUAUCUGAUUGUUCUAGAUGCCAUAUGGAAUAGUAACCAUUGGGAGGACAUUCAAGGGUCAUUUCCAGAAGAUUGUAAUGGGAGUAGAAUAUUGUUGACCAGUCGACAUGAUGGAGUGGCAAGAUCGUAUACUUAUUGUUCUCUAAACUUGCCUUUUUUAAAUUCAGAAGAAAGUUGGGAUUUAUUUCUCCAAAAGAUUCACCCUGUAAGAUUGCGCUCAGAAGUCGAGGCAAUAUGGAUACACAUUCUCAAUUAUUUCAAGGGAUUGCCUUUUGCAAUUGUUAUAGUUGCUGGACUUGCACGAGCAAUCAAUGAGUCACUAUGGGUUUCCAAGGAGAUCGAAUUCCUGAGUUUAGUUUUGAUUGACAAAACUAGCUUAGAUGGCAAGAUUAAGACAUGUAAGGUGCAUGACAUAGUACAUGACUUCUGUAAGAGGAAAGCAAUGGAGGAGGACCUCUUACAUGUUGUAGAUGGACAUUUUGGUAACUUACAUAUUUAUCGUCGUUGGCCAAUUGGAAAUGUGGAAGUCGAAAGAGAGUUUAAUCUACAAACUCUUGUGCUUCUUACAAAAGAAGAAAGAUUUGUGGAGUAUUAUCCAACAAAGGCACAUCAAAUUUGGAGGAUGCCAAUGUUGAGGCAUCUACAAUUUAGCAGGGUGUUUAUGUUCGAUAUUCCGAGUGUUGUUCAAGAGUACUUGCAGACAAUUUAUUGGCUACGCCCUUCCCAAUGCAAAAAGCAAGUAUUUUUGAGAAUUCCAAAUGCGAAAGUGAUGGGAAUUUUCAUACCGAGGUGGGUGGAGAAAUUUGAUUCUUGGACUAAAAAUUGGUUGAAUGAUCUUAUAAAUUUACAGAAGCUUGAGAAACUAAAAAUUAAUAGCCAUCAUGAUGAUCCUAUUAUACUUCCACAUGCAAGUGCUUUUCCAGUACAACUCAGAAUGUUGACAUUGAAGGGAACUUUGCUGCCAUGGGAUGCUAUGGAAGUUAUUGGUAUGUUGCCAAAUCUUGAGGUUCUAAAACUCAAGUUUGGAGCUUGUAAAGGACAACAUUGGGAACAUACUGGAGAUUGGUUUCCUAAAUUAAAAGUACUGCUCAUUCAAGAAAUGGAGUUGAUGCAGUGGACAGCUACUGAGGAUGCUUUCCCUAUCUUAGAGCGCCUCAUCAUUAAACAUUGUAUUCAUUUGGAGAAGAUCCCUUCCACUUUUGUUGAACUAUACAGUUUGCAAUUAAUUGAGUUGCACGGUUGUCAUUCUUUGCUUGUUCAUUCUACCAAAGAAAUUCAACAACAACAGGAGGAGUUAUUUGGAUAUAAUUGGCUUGUUGUUCAUGACUACAAUUAUUUCAUCUUCUCUCCUCAACUUUACUCUUUGUAUCAUGGUAUCAGAGCACUACGGCUGAGCUUCGACGAAAUGAACAAGUUCAGCUCCUAUGCCGCCGUCGUCACCAGUGAACCAGAACAGGAGGCGCCUCUAGGAUCGGCGUCAAUUGCACACUCACCGGUGCUUGCAACAUCCGUCACGACUCCACAGAGGAUUCAAACUCCGUAG